Molecule: messenger RNA, 2551 nt
Organism: Ctenocephalides felis (cat flea)
Lineage: Eukaryota; Metazoa; Arthropoda; Insecta; Siphonaptera; Pulicidae
Gene: Neto
Product: neuropilin and tolloid-like protein 2
Exons: 14
Coding region: 286-2379 (697 amino acids)
Molecular function (GO): protein binding
Source: RefSeq, a predicted model, not a curated record
UAUGGAAAUUCAUAGUUAAUAUAUAGUAUAAUAUAUUCAAAUAUUUUUUCAAUUAACUAUCAAAUUUGAACCAAAGUAUUUGUUUCAAGUAUAGUGAAAAAAAUGAGUUGAUUUAAAUUCAUCAGAUUCAAUCGAACUUAAUUUGAAUUUAUUUUAUUAUUGCCAGCAAUAUUUACAUUCUUCAACUUUGUACAGGGCAUGUAUAGGUCUUUCUCAAAGGACGCUCGGAUGAAGCCGUUUGGUUCAUCAGCAGUUAGACGUAAAAGUGCUGAUUAGGUGUAGAACAUGAAACCAAAUGGGAGGUCUGCAGCUGUUCUUGACUUGUCUUGUAUAUGUUUUCUCAAAAUCGUGUUGAUCACAGGUAUACAUUCUAUCAUCACGACAGAUGAUUACAACCAACAUAACAAGAGCUAUGCAGAUACAUAUCCCACAUUAUAUACAAACAGAUCAAUCUAUAGUAACAUAACGAAAGUAGCUGAAAGUGGAAAUGAAAGUGCAUCAUCAAUUGUUACAAGUAAUUUUAGUGAUUUAAUGACUGAACAUAAUAUCGUUGAUUUUAGAAUUAUGAUCAAUAAAAGUAUUAAAUUAAAUUUACAUGACAGAGCAAUUAGUGGAUAUGAAUUAUUUGAUAUUUCUAAGAAAUUAAGUGAAAAUAUGAAUAUUGUAAACAAUAGUGUGUUGACUGACUUGGCAGUUAACAAUAUUAAGCAACAAUCACUUUCUUUGGGAAUAAAACAAUCCCAUGUUAAAAGAAACUUACUUCUGCAUGACGAAGACCCAUGUCUGACAUUCACUGUUGGUGAUCCUGAUGCAAAAAUUUUAUAUAGUCCUGGAUAUCCAGGGCAUUACCCGAAGAAGGCAAAUUGCGUUGUUAUAUUAGAAGCGCCUCCAGGCCACUUGCUGAGACUAGAUUUUCGCGAUUAUUUUGAUAUUGAACCUUCUGAAGGGUGCAAGUUUGAUUUUCUUGAGAUACGAGAUGGCAUGUAUGGAUUUUCGAUGCAAAUUGGGCAAUACUGCGGCCAGGAAUUUCCGCCAAUGGUGACAUCAAGGGAUAGACAUCUAUGGUUACAUUUUCAGAGUGAUGAAAAUAUUGAAUACUCCGGAUUUAAAAUGGUUUACGAAUAUAUAUUACGCCCUACAACAUCGAUGCAACCAGAAAUGGAGACUUGUGUUCAGUAUCGAUCAGGAGAUGAAGGAUACCUAAAUCGAUCCGAUAUUCCUGAGGAUAAAGUUUCAAUGUCAAUUCAACACAACAUGCCGCUUGAGUGUUUAUGGAUAAUAAAAGUUCCAGAAAAUUGGAAGAUUCAACUACAAUUUCUCAAAUUUGAGUUGGUACGUCCAAACGACUGCGAUGUCAAUUUCGUAGAUAUUUAUCCUGAACGCACUGAUAUACCACACCAAUUGGCGAAAUACUGCGGUUCCCGUGCUGAUUCAGUUACAUCAGAUAAAAAUGUACUUAAUGUACGUUUUGUUGCGGAAGCAGCUGCUGCAAAAUCAAACUUUAUAGCGUUAUUCACGGCGUUUCGUGAUAAACCAGCGCAAGCUUCAUGUGAAGCGGACGAGUACGAUUGCGAGGAUGCCACAUGCAUUUCAUCCAAGCUUCGCUGCAACGGAAAAAUAAACUGCCGAUUCCGAUGGGAUGAAGACGAAUGUCCGAAAUCUGAUGAUGAAUCGGGGAUGAGUUCGAGACAUAUAAUUAUCAUCAUGGUAAUAUUUUCACUGAUCUUGUGUGGGAUGUGCAGUGUCUUUUUAUUUAAAUGCAUUCGAAAAUUAAUACAAGAUCAUAAAACAAUAAAGGAAAAUAUUCGAGAAUCUAGAGAAUUUAAGUUAGAUGAAUUGGAAAAUAAAUCUGCCAAAUUGUCCGAAAAUAUUUCACGAAAGCACAGCGCAAAAAGUUCGUUUACUCCCGAUCCGCACACGGUAACGAUGGAUGGUGCGAUAUUAGCAGGCUACGUUCCUACGGAAACUUUUGUGCCAAUACCUGUAAAUCCGUAUCCGCAAAUUGCUAAAAAUCGAUUCGAAGCUGGAACCGAUGACCAUGACGUAGAUGAUAUGGAGCUACCCGACACGUGUGAUAUAGCAUGUCAAACUCGUGAGAGUCUAUUCCGACCCUUGCAGCAUAUUGUUUCUGACAACGCAGAUAAUGAGUUACUGGCUUCAGUGUGUAAAGAUAAGCACAAGGAACAAAGAGAAGUACUGAAUCGAUAUACUGCUGAGGCAGUCAUAGAAAUGACAAAAAUGUCAGUUGGUACUUCUGCAAUAAACAAUGGUCUACAGCAGCAUUCCCACCGACCUGACACCCACCUUCGCGAAGCAACGCGGUCAGCACCAGAUGUCAUUAUUAUGGCAUCUUGCAAUAACAUGGCACUCCCACACUGACAAGACGAGACAGCGAUGAUCACCGAAUGGGAGCCAUACAGGCGUCGUCGCCCUCAGCGCUUUUUGCGCACAAGCAGAGACGCUUAUGCAGUUGGACCUCAAGGAUAUGCAUCGCUGUCAACUCCACUCAUAAAAGUUACUGAUAACAUAAUACAAAAAUCUUCUCAAUCUG